Messenger RNA from Sturnus vulgaris (Common starling), 1678 nucleotides. Lineage: Eukaryota; Metazoa; Chordata; Aves; Passeriformes; Sturnidae. The record is from RefSeq and is a predicted model, not a curated record.
ACUGCCCUAUACAGGGGCACACGCAGGGUGACCAGCAGGGCCCCCAGGGAAGGGUUCACACCAGAGUCCCUGCAGACAGAGGGACAGAGCUGCUCAGUGACACUCUGCUGCCAGGCGUGGCUGGACCAAAAGCAGGCAAAGAGUUCGUCCUUCAUCCUAGUUAAAAGAUCACUAGAUGACACUGCCCUGGGCAGCAGCUGGAGUUAACGAUGUGCCAACAGACAGGUAUCAUUAUGAUGGAAUAGCUAUCAAGAAGGAGUCUUCAUUUUAUGCACGCUUUUGCUGUCUUCUGUAUGAACAAAAUUAUCUCAGGCACUGCACUCCGGGGGAAGUGAGCAUCUCUGAUGUGCAGCCAGGCAUCAGAAGUUCCUGGAGUUCUGAAAAUGCAGCUGAUUACAAGAAGAAUAGACAAAAAAAAGGAACAAGUAAGAAUUUGCAGUAUUAUCCAUCUGUAAUUUAUCUGAAGACUGAACAAGAGACAUUUCAUUACCUUUCUCCUGAUUUCAACCAGUUCUUCUUUGGAGAGCAAGCACAAAGUGAGACAUACCCCUAUGAACUGAUUGCACUGCUUGCCAAUGACUACUACAACUACUGUCAAGUUAUUUUACAAAUGGUGAGAGAGACCAAGCUUGACAAGGUGGAAGAUUGUAUCAUGUCAUUCUGGACAUCUCUGCAGCCUGAAAGAAUAGAAUUGAUGUGCCUGCCAGAUGUGUGCCAGCUGCUAAAAAGUUAUGAUAGGUAUCUAUUCAAGGAAUUGGAGAACAUCCUACUUCCUGAUUUCCUGGAGGAGGUGCCUGCACAACACAUAGACUCAAUCAGAUCAUUCAGUGAAAAUGUUAAAUGCUGGAUGCUUAAUCCUUUGGGAGGUUUUCCAUUACUGCUCCAAACAUCCAAGUCUAAUGAAGCUAGAGAGUUUGUAAAAAGGCUCAGGAGACAGACAGACCUUUGCAACAUGGUCAAGACAGUAAGAGCACUCUUGAACAACAACAGCACAGUCACUGUUCUGCGAUCCGGCUUGCAUGCCAUCUUCAAUGAGAAAUCUCUGGAUGUGACUAAAGACCUCUUUCUAGAGAAGUUUAGGAAUCCAAAGAAGCGACAGAAAAACAUACAAUUAAAAUGUUUGAAAAACUUCAUUUCUUUACUGACAUCUUCCACAGAUAUUCGGGAUCUCCUGAGCUGUUUGUCUUCAGAUCUCCAGACUUUUGUUAUCAAGCCAAGCAAGAAUAAAGAGGCAUUUAAAGAGCAGGCAUCAGAUUUCAUGUUGAAAUGGAACCUCCUACUGAGCAAUGUAGGCAAGAUUCUGACCAUCAACAGGACAGACAGUUUUGGAUCCUGGCUUUUAUUGAAUAUGCUACUUGUUGAUUUUGCUGCUCACAUUUUCCAGUCCUAUAUAGAAGAGGAGAAGGAAGAAGGAAAUGCCUUGGUUUCAAAGCAAAAUGAGGUCCCUAUUCUGUGUGUUUAUGAGCCCAGCCAUCUCUCAGCCUGUUUUGCUGAGGAGGAACCUGAAGCCAAUGCUCCACAGACAGCUCUUGUGAUGCAGAACCAGAAUAACUUCGGAUUAAGCAAUGCUUUCCAGAGUUCUGAGUUAUUCGGUGAACACAGCCACUGUCAGCAAGGUGAAAUUAACAUUAACUUGGAAGAAAAUUAUGAGGAAAAGGUUAUAAAUUGGGCAAAUUAG